UGGGAAGCGAUGUUGCAUGUCCCAUCAGACUCCAGGGGGAGGACGCAGAGCAAUAGGAGUUAGGAACCCUUCCUGGAGGUCAGCUAAAGCUGGAAUGAGUCAUGAGGUAGUUAUAGCAACCCCAUCAGAGAUGAGGAAGGUGAGACAAGAUGGCUGUGGAUGGUAGUUAAGGGAAACCUUGGCCUACUGAAAGAUGCUUUCUCCCUCACUGGUUUGUAAUCUCCAGAGCGAUGGGGCUUCUGUGGUUUCCCUUAGCAGGCUAAGUUCCAGUCCAAAUAGAUCCUGCUGUACCUUUGCCAGGACUCACAAUGGAUGCCUAUGGAACACAUGCAUCCGACGAAGGGAAGGAAGAGUGGGAUUGUAAAGCCCCACCCUGCGGAAGUGCUGCCAUCUCGGCUUUGGAAUGAGGGGACAGAUGUGACCAGCAGUGGCCGCAAUGAGAGCAAUAGCCACCGGGUGGCGCCUCACCUGCUGAUAAAAAUGAUCAACAAGUUCCGAUGGAAGGUGAUCUUAGGGCUGGCGUUCUUUCUGGUGAUGGCCUGGUACUAUAUAUCCCGCGAAGAAAGGUACAUACACCUUUUUUCUUUCCCCGUGCAAGAUGUCCGAAUGGCGUGUCCCCAAGGAGAGAUGGAAAAGAAAGUCACGCUGCUCAUAGGAAAUUACACACGGGAUCAUCCAAUGUUUUUACACCUAAACGAUUACUUUUGGGUGAAGAACCGGUCGCCAUAUGAGCUGCCAUAUGGGACUAAAGGAAGCGAAGACAUUCUCCUCCGGGUGUUAGCGAUCACCAGCUACUCAGUGCCCGAAAGCAUCCAAAGCAUGAAGUGCCGAAGAUGUGGUGUGGGGAAUGGACACCGGCUCCGAAACAGCUCCAUGGGGGAAGCAAACAAAUAUGACGUGGUGAUCAGGUUGAACAACGCGCCAGUUCAUGGGUACGAGGCGGACGUGGGCUCCAAAACCACCAUGCGCCUGUUUUACCCAGAGUCCGCGCACUUCGACCCCAGACGGGAAAACAACCCGGAUACUCUGCUGGUGCUGGUGCCAUUUAAACCCAUGGAUUUCCAGUGGCUGGAGAUGAUCCUCAAUGACAAGAAGCGAAUUCGCAAGGGGUUCUGGAAGCAGCCCCCUUUAAUCUGGGACGCCAAUCCCGAGCAAGUGCGGAUUCUGAACCCUUACUUUAUGGAAAUUACUGCUGCUAAAUUGCUUAAUCUUUCCAUGAAGCAACCGCGGAAGAUUAAACAGAAACCAACGACGGGAUUAUUAGCCAUCACCUUGGCAUUGCACUUCUGUGACCUGGUACAUAUCGCAGGCUUUGGAUACCCUAAUUCUGCCAAUAAGAAACAGAGUAUACACUACUAUGAGCAAAUCACACUCAAGUCAAUGGCCGCGUCGGAGCACAAUGUCUCGCAUGAGGCAUUAGCAAUAAAAAGGAUGCUUGAAUUAGGUGUCGUCAAGAACCUUACGCACUUCUGAUGGGACGUGGACUAGAAUUUCCCUGAAUUGCCAUGGCCUCCACCUUGGCUGCCUGUCACCCAGCAUGUCCCAGCAUCCACCGGGCCGGAGACACCACUGCUUCGCCGCAGGGCCCCAAGUGCGCUCCCUGCUCGUGGUGGGGGCUGGCUGCUGGGGACAGCGCUGGUCCUGGAGAAAGUAGACAGAGGGGAGAGGGCUACGGAGUCCUGCUCGGCCAGACUGAGGUGGCUUUCGGCCACGUCGUGUCAAGGCUCAGAAGCAGAGCAUCUGAAAUCCUUCCAGUCGUGGGGUGGCUGGAUCCCUUUGUGGCCAAGCCAACGCUGACUUGCCGGCCUUCAGGGCGUUGCAGAGGGUGCCCCCCGUGGGAGGGGCCCUUGUGGCUUGCUGCUGCGCCCAUCUCUUUGGCCUGUCUGCUCCACAUAGGGGACAGGGGUUGUUUGGCACACUCUUGAACUGAACCCUGGACAGCGGAAGAAUUGUCAACUUCUCGCCAGAUCGGUUUGCUCUCAGUCUGAAUGAGGCAGCGGGACUGGUUUGACACCCCCCCCCCCCAUUACCCCUUCCCGGGGUGGGGCUGGCUCUGGGGGUGCGGCACAUGGGAAUGCUGCUGUAGAUGGAAGCUGUAAUGGUGUCCUUUUUUAAACAUUUAUGGGGGGGGAGGGGUACCAUGCAGUAUUUUGCUGAUGGGGUUUAGACCGACCCCCCCCCCACGCCCCCAGUACUGCUUCCCAGUGGGAAUAGGGAGCUGGCGAUCAAAGUGGGGGCAGAGAGGCAGAGUGGUGGGAGAAUUAAAUUAUUCUUGACUGACAGAGCACAGCUGCCUCCCCCCCCCCCCCGCUGCAAUGAAGGGGAGGACUUUGAAUUCUGUUCUGUAAGAUGGCCUAGCAUUGGGGAGCUAAGGUUUGGAGGAGGAAUCGUGGUCGCUCCAGGAAUGAGCUGCCCCCAGGGCCGCCUCCGCUGUGGGGCAGAGAUUGGUCCGGGGAUGCCCUCUGCUCGGCCGCACUCAAGGAACUGAAGUGGGAAUAAAUAGGGUUUUCUUUUCCUUUUUUAAAAACUUUUGAUCAAAGUCUGUUUUGUCGUCCCCCCCCCCUUCAAUUGCAAGUGCAUUUCUUGCAGGGAAGAGGGGCCAGACUGACAACCUGGGGAUUGCAGCCCUCAGUUUAUCCAUAAAACAGGUACCACCAUGGGUGGUGAGUGAACAACCCCUUCAGAGAGGCUAGGCCCCAGCCCCGCCUCUUCCUCCCGAGGCCUCCCCCUGCUCCCCUUCCCCACUCCUCACCUACUAGAGCCCCAAGCGUGCCUCACCACCAACCACAGCCGGAAGAGCCUCAGCCGCACCGCCCUGACCCACCAGCCCGAGCUGAGCCCCUGGCAGCUUCAGGGAGAGGGGAAGCCCCGUCCAGGGGGCAGCUCGUGGGCAAGGUCACGGCCUGCGUUAGGGGAGGCUUAGCCUCCCCUGGUUUAUGACACCCACCACCCAUUGGGUACCAGACAGGCUCCCAGCCAACGUGUCUUGGCCCUAAACUUGCAGGGCUGAGAUGGGAGGUGAGUCUCCAUAGCCCGCCCUGCAAGCCGUCUCCUCUCCGCUGAGACUCCCAGCCUUCGGGCUCUGGGCACACGUUCCCUGGGAGCCGGUCCUUGAGAUCCUGAAGCGGGGCUGGGGGCAUGCAUGCUGCUAAAGCCCAGAUCUCUCACUGGGGUGGGAGAAUAGGGGGAAAGGUUCUUCUUCAAGGUGCUGACCCAAAGGGGCUUGGACUCGGUGGGACAGAGCAGAAAUGUCUCUCCUGAGCAGGCAGUGCUGUGGCUCAAUGCUAGUUAAUUUAACUAAUUUAAAUGAUUAUUUAUCUGAGACGCAUCGGUGUUUGUUGCAGAACGAGUGUAAUGUUGUUUCCAUUGAAUUGCCCUGUGGGGCAGUUAAGGAGCAGUGGGUUGAAACUGUAUCAUCCUUCUGCUUUGCCUGAAGGGGGAGUGACCUUUGGGGAUACUCCCUCCUAACCCAGCUCCAAUGCAGGGCAAGUACUCAGCCCCUUCUUAUCCUCCAUAGUGGCCCAGGCUUGGGGUAGCAGCUUUGUGUCCCAGGUGUCUGUAGGGCUUUGACUUCAUCACUAAGCAUCUAACCCCACUGACGGACUCCCGUUGACUUAGUGAGUGCUGGAUCGGGGCCCAAAGCUCUUUGUACCACUGCACCCCUUCUCCCUUGUAGCACAGUCAGGCAUGUGUAACAUAGCUGGUACCACUAGGGGGCAUGGCUAGGGAAUGAAGGGGUGUGUGUGUGUGUGUGUGUUGUGUCCAUCCUUGCUGGAGGUGUGUGUUUGUCUGCCCAUCCCUGCUGCCCCCUGUUGGACAGGUGUGUGUGUGUGUCCAUCCCUGCCCCCUCUGCUGAAGGGGUGUGUGUGUG
Messenger RNA from Gopherus evgoodei (Goodes thornscrub tortoise), 3871 nucleotides. It is a transcript of the gene ST3GAL4, whose product is annotated as ST3 beta-galactoside alpha-2,3-sialyltransferase 4. The record is from RefSeq and is a predicted model, not a curated record. Lineage: Eukaryota; Metazoa; Chordata; Testudines; Testudinidae. Gene Ontology annotation, biological process: glycolipid biosynthetic process. Gene Ontology annotation, molecular function: sialyltransferase activity.